This is a messenger RNA of Cynoglossus semilaevis (tongue sole), 1590 nucleotides long. It is a transcript of the gene mrpl13, whose product is annotated as mitochondrial ribosomal protein L13. The transcript is spliced from 7 exons. The record is from RefSeq and is a predicted model, not a curated record. Gene Ontology annotation, cellular component: mitochondrial large ribosomal subunit; ribosome. Gene Ontology annotation, molecular function: mRNA binding; structural constituent of ribosome. The coding region runs from base 124 to 663 and encodes 179 amino acids. NCBI's taxonomy places the organism in Eukaryota, Metazoa, Chordata, Actinopteri, Pleuronectiformes, Cynoglossidae. Gene Ontology annotation, biological process: negative regulation of translation; translation.
ACAUAAAUGAGAACAGGAAGCGCCGCUCGGCUUUGCUUAUUUCAACCAGACACUGCUACUGGACGGACCGUCGCUCACGCUGGGGGUCAAAUGUUUUGAGGAUGUGCUUGUAAAGUCGGGAAAAUGUCAAAUUUCUCUAGAACGGCUCAGCAAUGGGCAUCAUUCGCCCGCUCCUGGUUUUUAAUCGAUGCUCGAAUGCAGCCUCCAGGAAAAAUAGCAAGCAUGUGUUCUGUGAGAUUACAGGGGAAACACAAACCGAUUUAUCACGCAAUCAGUGAUUUAGGAGACCACGUGGUUGUAAUAAACAGCAGACACAUUGCUUUCUCUGGAAACAAGUGGGAGCAAAAGGUUUAUUCAUCACACACGGGGUAUCCAGGCGGAUUUAAACAAGUUACUGCAGCACAGUUGCAUCAAAAAGAUCCAAAAGCUAUUGUGAAGUUGGCAGUUUAUGGCAUGUUACCCAAAAAUCUGCACCGGCGCACCAUGAUGCAGCGAUUACACAUCUUUCCUGAUGAUGAGCUGCCGGAGGACAUUCUCGCAAACCUGACGGAGGAGCUGCAGCAGCCCAGGGAAAUCCCCAGGAAACUCAACGAGUACACGCAGGAGGAGAAAGAUGCCUUCCCCAGGGUCUGGACACCACCGGAGGACUACUUGCUGAAAUGAAAUUGAAGCUGGGUGCUGUGAUCACAACAGAAGGUUUUCUUAUUAUUUCAUCACUGAAGCCUGUGGUUUCCUCAAACAUAUUUAGUCACAUGUUGCAGGACACUUUGGUGCGAAGGGAAGUGGUUUCACUGAUUUUUUGUUUUUUAAUCAAACCAUUUGAUUAAGCCAGGAGUCUCCAACCUGUGGCUCCUGAACCACAUAUGACCAAAAUGAGCCUGACUAACUAAUACAUCAGACCAGAGUUAUAGGUGGAGAACAGAAACAGAAGGAAGAAGCUGUUAUGGUUAAACUAAAUUAUCUUGAUGCUAACAGCAAAACAGCGUAAUAGCACUGUCCUCUUAUCUCAAAGUGAGGUGUGAGUAUACUUUUUGUACUUUACUACAGUACUUAAACCUCCAUACACCUCAGUACAGCCAUCAUUUGCCAUAACAUUAUUUUGCUCUCACUCUAAUUGUUAAAAUUAUUUUUUUAAAUGGCUCUUUUGGUGUUGAUGGUUGAAGACCCCUGACUUAAAUCAUUAAAGAACAGACAGUAUUUCUGGCACUGAAUAAAAUGGUGUCUGUUUUGACUGUGAUGUCUCUGUAAACAAACCUAAAUAAUCAACAUGCAGCUCAGAUUGUGUGUAGGUUUUUUUCCCAGUGAUUACAAAACCAGAGCAGCUCAGAUCUGGUCUAUAAAAAGUGACAUCUUUCAGAGCGGAUCCUUCUUUUAAAGGUUCGUGACUUCACAGCAAAACCAAUUAAUGUGUCUCCAUGACAGCAAUGAGGAUUUUACUGUGCUUUGAGAAGGAAAUGUUAACUUUGAUCACAUAGCCCUGAGGGUUUCACAUUUGUUUGUGUGCUUUCCAAUUUCCAAUUUGUUUUUGUCAAAAAUUGUGCAUUUUCUAAGUUGUAAUGUGUACAGUAAAGAAUCUAAAAUACUAGCAAA